Molecule: messenger RNA, 604 nt
Organism: Scaptodrosophila lebanonensis
Lineage: Eukaryota; Metazoa; Arthropoda; Insecta; Diptera; Drosophilidae
Gene: Obp84a
Product: general odorant-binding protein 84a
Exons: 4
Coding region: 1-525 (174 amino acids)
Molecular function (GO): odorant binding
Source: RefSeq, a predicted model, not a curated record
AUGUGGAAGAUCAAGAUCUGGACAAAGUUGCUGCUCGCUCUACUGGUCACCAUUGUGGCUGUUGAGGCACUUGUGGAUCGUGCCAGGGAUAACGGUGAUAUAUAUAUAGUAAGCCACUAUACGUUCGAUGGGGAUAUCGACGAUAUAUCGACCACCACACCAAAGCCCGCAGAUCCUGACUAUAUAGAUUUUGACGAGAUAACGCACAUAUGCAAUGCCAGUUUUAUAACGCCUAUAUCGAAUGUGCUUACCUUCAAUUCCACAGGCUCCCUACCCGAUGAUAAUGACACAACCAGCAUGUGCUACUUUCGUUGCUUCUUUGAAAAAUCUGGCUUGAUGGACAAUUUCAAGCUGAAUGCGGAAUUAGUGCGCAAAUAUGUGUGGCCAGCCACGGGGGAUUCCAUCGAGUAUUGCGAGUCGCAGGGCAAGGAAACGGAAACAAAUGGCUGUAUACGCGGAUUCGCCAUCGUAAAGUGUGUGAUGUUGCGAGCCCUGACGGAUGCCAGAAACAAGCCAACGGUUUAAAAAAAGAAGUUCUUUUAUAAAUUGUAUUUACUUGUUAUGGCUAGUUUAGUGCACAGUAUUUAAAAGCACCAUUUUAUAC